Messenger RNA from Penicillium cinerascens, 864 nucleotides. Its product is annotated as aldo/keto reductase. The coding region runs from base 1 to 864 and encodes 287 amino acids. The transcript is spliced from 5 exons. Gene Ontology annotation, molecular function: oxidoreductase activity. Lineage: Eukaryota; Fungi; Ascomycota; Eurotiomycetes; Eurotiales; Aspergillaceae. The record is from RefSeq and is a predicted model, not a curated record.
AUGGCUACCACAAUCACUUCAACGAUUAAGCUUGCCAGCGGCUACGAGAUUCCCCGCUUGGGCUUUGGAGUCUACAAGACUCCUCCAGAAGAGACGGAGAGAUGCUGUCUCGAUGCUUUCAAGGCCGGCUAUCGCCAUAUCGACUCCGCGGCGGUGUACCGCAACGAAGAAGGCUGCGGAAAUGCCAUCCGCGCGUCUGGAAUCCCCCGAGGCCAGAUCUUCUUCACAUCCAAAGUCUUCGACAUCAGCUAUGAGGGUGCCAAGGCACAGGUCGAUAAGAGCUUGACUCUGUCCAAACUGGACUAUAUCGACCUGAUGCUCCUGCAUAAGCCAAUGGGCGGUUCCGAGAACCGCAAGGGUGCAUGGAAAGCCCUAGUCGAAGCCGUCGAAGCCGGCAAAGUCCGCUCAAUCGGCAUCAGCAACUACGGCGUCCAUCACCUCAACGAACUCGAGCGCCACAUCGCCGAGCUCGAAGCCGAGCGCGGCAAGGGUAAAGGCGGCAUCGUGAGUAUUCAACAAGUUGAACUCCAUCCAUGGCUACCGCGCAAGGAUAUCGUCGACUGGUGCACGCAACGCGGAAUCGCUGUUCAAGCUUACUGUCCGAUUGUCCGUGGUAAUCGCUGGGACGAGCCCGAGCUUCAGAAGUUGGUAAAAAAGUAUGGCAAGACGGAGGCCCAGGUGCUUAUUCGGUGGAGUUUGGACAAGGGGUUCAUUCCGUUGCCGAAGAGUGUUACUCCCUCGCGCAUUGUAGCUAAUGCCGAUGUGUUCGAUUUUAAGUUGACGGAUGAGGAGGUUAAGGGCCUGGAGACGGAUGAGUAUAGUCCUGUGGCUUGGGAUCCGACUGUUUCCAAGUUGGAAGAUUAA